AUGAAGCGGCGGCUUGCUGAAUCGGACGACGACGUUCGUACGGCAAAGCGGGCUGAUUACCUGUCGGACUAUUCCCCUGAUGAUAGUGAGACCGACACCAAUGGCAACCCCCCUCCAGCGGUGCCUGCGCGUCCUGAUCCGAGACGGUUGGACUCAAACCUGGAUGUGACUCUGGAACUGGAACUGGAAUCAGAAACACCAAACGGUCUUUGGGAUACCGAGCCUGCCAAAUCAGGGUGGAUCCAAAAACUCGAGCUUUUCAACUUUAUGUGUCACGACCAUUUUGUCAUCAACCUUCACCCGCAAAUCAACUUCAUCAUUGGUCGUAACGGGGCUGGCAAACUGGCCAUUUUGACCGGUCUUCUCGUGGCAUUCGGGGUGAGGGCCAAUGACACGUCUCGAGGCUCGGCAGCCAAGGAUUUGAUCAAACACGGGAAGCAAACGGCAAAGGUGCGAGUUACGUUUGCCAACGAGGGCGUCGAGGCGUACCAACCAGAUGUUUACGGGCCUCUGAUAACUAUCGAGCGGAAGCUUGUGCAAAAGGGUGCCCACUCUUACCUGUUGUUGGAUAGCUCCGGCAAGGUCGUACUGAAAAGACGACGCGACCUCGAUGACAUGCUCCGCCGUUUCGGAAUCACGGCUGAGAAUCCCAUGGCGUUUAUGUCGCAAGAACGAGCGAAGCAGUUUCUCAAGGACACCAACGAUUCGCAAAAGUUUGAUUACUUCCGUCAGGGUGCUAUGAUUGACGUCAUCGAGAAAAACUACGUUGAUCUGGAAGAGAAGCUUAUCAACAUCCGCCGAAGAAUAACCCAAGCACAGGAACUGAUGAAACUGAUAAAUUCUCGAUACCAGAAGCUUGAAAAAGAACACAAUCUGUAUCUGGAUCACCAAACGUUACAAGCCGAACUUGCUGCUUUGCAAGGGCGGGUGCUUUGGGAGAUUGUUCGCAAAAUUGAGUUGAAAAUUGAUGCGUUUGUCGAAAAGGAAACCGCUUGCCAGGAGGACAUCACCUCUCUCGAGGGGGAACUUGAAAAAUUGGAGACCGAAAUGGCCGCUCACGAUGUUCGGAAACGUGAACUUCAGGAUGUAGUUGAAGAAGCAUUGGCUAUUAGGGAUCACAACCGAUUGGAGGCUGAGAAAGCUAAAGAUUUCACAUCCGGACUUAACCAGAAGUUAAACGCGGAAAAGGCUCAGUUGUCUGAACUUGAAAAUAAAAUCAUCAAAUGCCAAAAUGAUAUCAAGACGCUUGAAGGAAGGUUAGAAGGAGAACGAGAACGUCUCGAGCAACUGGGGAACUCUCGCGAUAUCAUCGAAAAGGAAUUGCAUAUCGUUGAAGAGCAAUUAUCUCAAGUUAUACUUGACUUUAAUGCCGCUCAAGCAGCAGUGGAUGAAGCGGCGGAGCUUCAACUCCCGGCAAACCUUGGAGAUGAGUUGAGAUCAGCUCUGGACGAAGUUGACCGGCUUAGUAGACAUGUGAGUCAACAAAAUCGAGAUCCCUACCAAGCGUGGGGGCUGGGAAUGCGAAACCUUGUAGCUGCUAUUAAACGAGAACAAGGUUGGAAGAAUGAACCAAUUGGGCCGUUAGGUGCCUUCAUUCUGGUCAGAAGUAUCCCAGGAUUCAAAAACACCGAGUGGCAGAAACUUGUUUGUACUGUUUUGGCAAAACAACUCAACCUGUUCGUCGUUUCAUGCGAGUCUGAUCGUCGGCGGUUGGAAGGUUUAAUUUCAAGGUACAUUCAACAUAAUGGUCCCCUGGUAAUCACGCGUAAGUUUGCGGUAUUUGACUUUUCCCAAGGUAAACCCAGAGAUUGUAACACCUUAGUUGAUAUCUUGGACGUGAGCGAUCCCAUUGUUCAGUGCGCUUUAGUAGACUCUAGUCAAGUCGAAAGAUAUGCCAUAUUGACUCAGGACGAUCAACAGGCAAUUAACUUAGCAGGAAGAUCGCAAAUUGCCGGGGUGUACAUAUUGCGUGGUAAUGGGGGCAAAGUGUUAAAAUCGGUGAAUCGUACGCUCAAACGUGACCCUAUCUACUUCGACGAAGGUCUCCCGAGACUAGCUGUCAAAAAUGAAGACUUUACAGAACAGUUAAGAGAAGCUCAAAAUCACUUGGCGGAGUUGCGGAACCGCGAAAGAGAGGAGCGGGAAAAAAUAAGACGGCGUAAAGAGCAGGCAUUAUCAGCUCGUCGUGAAUGCCAAGAAGAGAAAGCGAAGCUAGAAACCAAGAUUUUCGCUUUGCGAGAAAAGUUGGCUGAGGAUCUACAAGCACAGGUCGACAAUCUUCAGAAUGCCUUGCAACAUGAGUUCAGACGUCUUGAAUCGCAUCAACGGUUGCGAGAGUCAUUGACUGAGCAAGUUGCAGCGAUUAGUGCCCAGCAUCAAAGCGCUAAGGAAACUACAGAAAAGCUCAAGCAGGCUUUUGCGGCAGCAAAUUACCGAUUAGAUAUGGCCAAGGAAGAAGUUCGGACAUUUGACGUCAACAAUGCUGCGUCGGAACAUCGUGUUGCCCAAUUGAAGAGUGAUAUCGAUGACCGUCAGCAAGAACUUGAAAAAAUUCGCCAAUACCUUGAAGAAGGUCGUACAAAACGCGAGGCUCGAGUUUCUCAAGCUGAAGAGAUUGUCAGCAGGGAGCAGAGUGGACUUCAGCCAACCGAUACGAAGGAGCUGUUGGCUCGUCGGUACGAAGAACUUGACCUCAAGGUCAAGCAGUUGGCAAGUGAGCAGAGGCGUUCCUAUGAGGAGUGCUUGCAAGAAUUUUUGAAUGUCCAACAAGAGAGGGAAGAAGGCAAGCGUACAUUAGAGGAAAUGGCGGAAUUACACGGGCAGCUCCGCCAAGACCUUAACCACCGGCAGGAGAAAUUCAUCGAUGCUCGUACCAGAAAGCAACGUGAGGCUCGUCAAGCAUUUUCUCGUUGUCUUGGAAUAAGGGGUUUUGAUGGUAGUCUUUGUUUUGAUGAGGAUAGACGCCGUCUUUCCAUCAGCGUUAGUCGAGAGCGUGAUGGCGAUAUGCGUGAAGUCUCCACUUUACUGGGGGGUGAGAAACUGUACACGCAAAUCUCAUUUUUAUUGGCCAUUUGGCGUAUCAUGGAGUCCAAGAUCAGAGGGCUCGAUGAGUUCGAUGUGUUCAUGGAUUCGGUAAAUCGGUCGAUUGCCAUCAAAAUGCUUCUUCAGGAACUCGAAAAGUAUCCAAAGUCGCAAACGAUUCUUGUAACCCCGCAAGACAUCUCAGCAGUUGGUGAUUUGGAUCGCGACGAUGUCAAAAUUCAUCGCAUGAAUGACCCCAGGGCGUAG
Molecule: messenger RNA, 3288 nt
Organism: Diutina rugosa
Lineage: Eukaryota; Fungi; Ascomycota; Pichiomycetes; Serinales; Debaryomycetaceae
Gene: SMC6
Product: DNA repair protein
Exons: 1
Coding region: 1-3288 (1095 amino acids)
Biological process (GO): double-strand break repair via homologous recombination
Cellular component (GO): nucleus; Smc5-Smc6 complex; site of double-strand break
Molecular function (GO): damaged DNA binding; single-stranded DNA binding
Source: RefSeq, a predicted model, not a curated record